Arachis stenosperma is the source of this 1089-nucleotide messenger RNA. RefSeq names its product F-box/kelch-repeat protein At3g23880-like. NCBI's taxonomy places the organism in Eukaryota, Viridiplantae, Streptophyta, Magnoliopsida, Fabales, Fabaceae. The record is from RefSeq and is a predicted model, not a curated record. Bases 1 to 1089 code for a protein of 362 amino acids. The transcript has a single exon. Gene Ontology annotation, molecular function: protein binding.
AUGAAGCACGAGGCUGAGGCUGAAGCUAUGGUUCUCCCUCUCGAAUUGGUGGAGAAAAUCCUAGUAUGGUUGCCGGUAAAAUCCCUAAUUCGGUUCAGGUGCGUCUCUAAACAAUGGCUUUCUUUGAUUUCCGAUUCACGUUUUGCAAUAUUGCAUUACGAUACUGCUGAUGCCGCACCCACCAAUAAGAACACUAGGCUUUUGUACUUGUCGAGUGAGGUUCCCGAGGCUCGUUGUGUAGAUCUGGAAGCUUCGAUUCACGGCGAUUACGCCCUUCAGCUUCCUCUUAGUUGUCGUCAUUUCUGCCUUAGUAUUCUAGGUUCAUGUAGGGGCUUCAUACUGUUGCGCAUUCAUGUUCACGGCGCUCCACUCCUUCUGUGGAACCCUGUAACGGGUUCUCACAGAUCAGUGCCGUACCCUGUUGCUGACCCUGAUGUUCCUUGUUGGGGUGGUCUUGGCUAUGAUGAAUCUUGUGAUGAUUAUUUAGUAGUAGUAGGAUGGGGUGGUAUCGGACAUAAAUGGAAACCUCAGUGGGAAUAUUUUUCUGUUAGAACCAAUUUCUGGAAAGAAAUUGAGUGUGGUCAUCUUCCUCCCCAUUUGGUUACCGUUGAUUGUGCACUGUUUUGUAACGGGGUUCUUUAUUGGUUAGCCGUUAAAGAUAUGGAAGUGAAUUUUGUGAUUGUUGCCUUCGACUUAGCCGGAAAGCAUCUAUCAAUGGUGUCAUUUCCAACGUCAGGCGGUUCCCGUCGGCUGUUAAAGCUGUUUGCUGGAUGCCUUGGGAUAUCUUACUUGAACUUCACGGAAGACCAGAAGACUGAGAUCUGGGUAAUGAAGGAGUUAUCUUGGACUAGGCUCAAUGUUGUGCUUCCUUAUGCUCACGUAAUCCACCCUUUGUGUUUCACUAAAGGUGAACUUGUUGGCACCAAAAACAAUGAGUUGGUCAAAGUCAGCGAUAAAGGUGUAUCGGUGAAGUCUCUAAGAAUUAGUUGUCGUGAUCGUGAUAAUGACUCGAAGAUGGUAAUGUUUACUGAGAGUUUACUGUCACUUCCGGACGAGUUUGGCGGCACUGGGGAAGAACAAAGAAAGUAG